Messenger RNA from Ilex paraguariensis (yerba mate), 229 nucleotides. Lineage: Eukaryota; Viridiplantae; Streptophyta; Magnoliopsida; Aquifoliales; Aquifoliaceae. The record is from the annotation of a GenBank genome assembly.
AUGUUUGAGGCUCUUCUGCCGAAUAAGGAUUUCCCAGUUGUCCCUCCACCACCAUGCACAUCUGGGCCUACUAGUUUAGGGACAAUUGAGCCAACCACUUCAGCACUACCUCCUACCUUUGUGACUACACCAAGGGAAACUAUACAUAAGAUAGGUAGUAGUGAGUGCGAGGAGGAGGAAGAGUACGAGUCUAAUUAUGAGUCUGGAGAUAAGGAGGGAGAUGUUCUGA